Molecule: messenger RNA, 1689 nt
Organism: Camellia sinensis
Lineage: Eukaryota; Viridiplantae; Streptophyta; Magnoliopsida; Ericales; Theaceae
Source: RefSeq, a predicted model, not a curated record
CCAUCCCCAAGUAUAAAAAAUAAAAAAGUAUAGCAAUAGACCAAGAAAAUUGACAAUAUGGCAUUUUACAGGGACAUUUUAUCCGUCAAUCACUGAGAAAUCGCCAACCUGAAAACCAUGAACCCUGAAGACGGUGACGUUUUAGUGUCCAAUGGUGAGACCUUCGCACUAGGGUUUUUCAGUACCAAAAAUGGAAGCAUGUGAGGGACAAGUGUUUGAGAAAUUGUUCAUGCUCAGCUUACACUAGUGAAGGAGGAGGCAUUUGCAUCACGUGGUAUGGGAAUUUGACGGAUACAAGAGUGUUCUCUAAUGGGGGAUUGGACUUGUACGUACGGGUGGAUGCAGUCGAAUUAGCAGCUCAACAAUAUUCAAAGAAGCCCAGAAGUUUACAUGGAAAGAUAGUGGCCGUUUGUUGCUUCUUAUUACGAUCCCCUUGGUGUAUUGGUUGGUGAUUAUAAAGAGAAGAAGAGGAGGCAACAUUCAGAUCAAAAAAAAAAAAAAAAAAACAUUCAGAUCAAUGAUGAAGAAAAAGUAGAAUUACCUAUCUUUGAUAUCGCCACCAUUAGCAGGGCAACUAACAAGUUUUGUGACGCAAAUAAAAUUGGAGAAGGUGGUUUUGGGCCUAUUUACAAGGGUCUGCUAUCAACUGGAAAGGAGAUAGCUGUCAAACGGCUCUCAACUACCUCGAAACAAGGUCUUAAUGAAUUCAAAAGUGAAAUGACUUUGAUUGCCAAACUUCAAUACCGUAAUCUGGUUAUGCUUUUGGGAUGUUGCAUCCAUGGAGAAGAAAGAAUGUUAAUUUACGAGUACAUGCCCAAUGGAAGCUUGGAUUCUCUCAUUUUUGCAGGUGUAGAAAACACAAUAAGUAAAUCACUUACAUGGAGGAGACGCUUAGAUAUUAUUGUUGGGAUUGCUCAAGGGGUUCUUUAUCUACAUCGAGAUUCAAGAUUGAGAAUUAUUCAUAGGGAUCUCAAAGCCAGCAAUGUCUUAUUGGAUUGUGGGAUGAAUCCUAAAAUUUCAGAUUUUGGCCUAGCUAGGACUUUUGGAGGAGAUCAAUCAUCCGCAACAACAAGAGUGGUUGGAACUUAUGGUUACAUGUCACCGGAAUAUGUAAUUGAUGGACUCUUUUCAAUAAAAUCCGAUGUCUUUAGCUUUGGAGUCAUGAUAUUAGAAAUAUUGAGUGGCAAAAGCAAUAGGCGAUUCCAUCAUCCAGACCAUAAUUUUAACCUUCUUGGGCAUGCAUGGAAACUUUGGAUAGAAGGGAAGGCAUUUGAGCUAUUAGAUCCACUGGUGGAGGGUUCAUUUUCAAUGUCAGAAGUACUAAGGUGCAUACAGAUUGGUCUUUUAUGCGUGCAAAAAUGCCCCAAAGAUAGGCCAACUAUGUCAACUGUGCUCUUAAUGCUGAUUACUAAGACUAUAGUGCUGCCCCAACCCAACCAACCUGGCUUUUAUACAGAGAGGAAAUCUAGUGACACAAAAAUUAUUUGUUGGCUCCGAGCAACAAUAUGACUAUGUCACAACUAGAUCCUCGAUUAAAUUGUUUGAAAUAAUUUAUUAGUGAAUAUACUAUAAGACACUACUACCGAGAAUGAUAAAUAAAUCAUCACAAACCACAUAUACAAAUUUGUAAAUUUGUAAAUUUGUAAAGUGCUUUGAGAUAUAGCCAUCAACCAUGAUUGAUUUGAUUUA